Messenger RNA from Aedes aegypti (yellow fever mosquito), 784 nucleotides. Its product is annotated as zinc finger protein 583. The transcript has 3 exons. Gene Ontology annotation, molecular function: RNA polymerase II transcription regulatory region sequence-specific DNA binding; DNA-binding transcription factor activity, RNA polymerase II-specific. Lineage: Eukaryota; Metazoa; Arthropoda; Insecta; Diptera; Culicidae. Bases 145 to 690 code for a protein of 181 amino acids. The record is from RefSeq and is a predicted model, not a curated record. Gene Ontology annotation, biological process: regulation of transcription by RNA polymerase II. Gene Ontology annotation, cellular component: nucleus.
CUCUAUCGCAAAAGGGGUCGGUUAUAUUGGGGCUGGUAUAAAAUCGGAUUAUAGCGAUAAUUAUUGAUUUCGAAGCCAUGUUAAGUCUGCAUUUAUAACAAUACCAAUUGGAAAACAAACAGUAAGUCCGUUGUACGAACAAAAAUGCCUCCAAAUUCUAAUCCUACGAGUAAACAAAACAUCGACACGACGGCAGAAAAUGACGAGCCUCCGAAGAAAAGAGCAAAACGCAACGCAGUCGAACAAACAGAGAUAUCUGUUCUUCCAGCCAGUCUAGGUCCAGUAAACGACGAAGCCUCGAAAACUGAGUACGUACGGUUCUACAGCGUACAAGUAGCACAACCAGCAAAUUCUAAAACCUGCUCGAUAUGCAAAAGCUCAUUCGCAAACGAUGAAGAACUUCGCAAUCAUCGCUUUUCAUCCCACAUGGCAAGGAACUAUCGUUGCGUGGAAUGUUUUGUUAGCUUCCCAGCGAGAACCCAGCUGAAAGAACACCAGAAAAUGCACCAGCCAAAAUGUGCAAGGAUUGUGCGAUGUUCGAUCGAGAGUUGUACGAAGGACUUUCGAUCCAUGGUGGAGCUGGAUAAACAUUUCGCCGAGAAUCACAGAUUGGCGGUAUUGAGGUGCCUGAUGUGUGGCGCACUGUUCGUCAACAGCUGUACUUUGGAAAUUCACAAGCGCCAGCAUUGAACAGGGACUUCUAUUGGUUGGACGCAACAUGUUAAAUGUUUUAAUGUAAUUUAGGUGUAAAAUAAAGGUCAAUUUUAUUUUCGUCAAAACUCAA